Ictalurus punctatus (channel catfish) is the source of this 1727-nucleotide messenger RNA. RefSeq names its product protein phosphatase 1 regulatory subunit 3C-B. Bases 278 to 1210 code for a protein of 310 amino acids. Gene Ontology annotation, cellular component: protein phosphatase type 1 complex. Gene Ontology annotation, biological process: regulation of glycogen biosynthetic process. The record is from RefSeq and is a predicted model, not a curated record. Gene Ontology annotation, molecular function: glycogen binding; protein phosphatase 1 binding. NCBI's taxonomy places the organism in Eukaryota, Metazoa, Chordata, Actinopteri, Siluriformes, Ictaluridae. The transcript has 3 exons.
ACUCUUUUUCAGGGUGGUGUUACAAUGCACUUUGGGCUGUACCAUAGGCACAUUAGGAAACAUCCAUAAUCAUGAGGCAUGCUGUGUGACGCUUGGACACAAUUCAAAACAAAACAGUGCGCUGACAGACUCGUAUGGUAGUGUAAUGAGAGGAUUUAUAAGAUAAAGGCACAAGUUAAAUUCAGAAACACAGACGACCAAAACAAAGUUGUUGCUGAUCAGCAUAGGCAUUGGAGGACAUUUAAGUGAGAAGACGCUGUUUUUUGCAAACACAGGAAUGAGCACUGCCAAAGUCAUGCCAGUGGACCUGGCCAUGCAUAUGUGCCUGAAUCGCCACCCUUCAGUGGAACAACUUUUGGGAAUGUCCACGCUUAGAUCCCAUCGUGCUCUUACUAGACCAAGCAUAUAUGAUACCCUGCGGUCCAAAGCUUCUAGAUCCCCCCAGAUUCCUGAAUGUCCAGUGAGAGCUCAAAACUGUACGAGUCCUUGUGGGACACUGAAGAAGAAAAAACGAGUGGUAUUCGCAGAUGAUAAAGGACUGGCCCUCACUGCAGUCCGGAUCUUCGAUUCAGAUCCACCAAUAUCCGAUGAAGAGGAGCUUUCUCCACCUGUCAAGCAAAAGACUGAUUUGUCUGUGCAAAGCAAGAAGCCUCGUUUCCGGUUGGGGUUCCCUCAGCCUUCUGCUGAUUUACCAUCAUUCCUGGAAAAACUGGCAAAAACUCUGGUGCAUCUGGAGAGCUGCAGUUUGGUGUAUGGAUCACUGUUCGGAAAGGUGAGGGUCUGCAAUAUCAGUCCAGAGAAAGCUGUGCAUAUUCGCAUCACGUACGACUCAUGGAGAAGCCACCAGGACAUCCCAUGUACCCCUAUCCAACAGAAGAAUGAGAAUUCAGACACAGAACUGUUUUUCUUUAACGUUCCCGUCCCUUCCUGUCCUAACACACAGGAUCGUCUGGAAUUCUGCGUGUCCUUCCGUCCUGGAUCUGGCAACAAACUUUGGUGGGACAGCAAUGAUGGACGAAACUAUCGAAUCCUUAUGGAGGACGUGAACUCAGAAGAAGCAUCCUUGGUUGAGAAAAAACCCUUGAGGCCACAUAUCUUUCAAAGUCCCCAAUCAGUUCCCCUGAGAAAUGGUCCAACUUUAUAUAAGUCAGCAAAUUUUAGCUCACUCAUUUCCCCCAUGAAUAUGAAGAAGACCAUGAGUAGGCAAUAGAACAUUAUCCCUAAAAUUAAUUCACUCUCUUAUUCUAACAAUGCUGACAAAUACUUCUAGCAUGAGUGGUGGGUUUUGUGUAUAUUGGUCCAUUAUCAUCUUCAUCGUCCUCCAUGUUGGAUGAAUUUUGUCUUAAACAGACAUCAAGAAGGAACAAAAAGACUGACAGACACCCAUGCUUGUGCUAGUUCUCUCCACUGCAACUCGCCCAUUUGAGUCAGUGACAAGUCAGUGGUGAAAGAGUGAGACAGAUGUGUCUCUCUAGAGCUUUGUGCACUUGUAUAUCAGAUGAGUAUCUGUUAUGAAAACAAGCAUCAGCACUUUCUCAUCAAGGUCAACCAAUUUCAAGCUGUGAGGGUCUUUCACUGCUUGUGAGAUAGUUGUACAAAGACAGAUAAUUAAUGAAGCUGUAUGUGUGAAAUGCAUGUAAUAUAACUGUUUCAAUGUUAUUUAUGUAUAUUUAUUUAUGACAAAUUAAUAUUAUAAGCACAAAUAAAUGUGUAUUUAUUAAACCAUA